GGGCUGCUGGCCCGCGCUGCUUUCAGUUUCGUGCAGAGCGCGGCGCAGCAAGGCGAGCGGUGGAUGCCCGCCCUAUGGAAACAAUGUGCAAAUCCAGCUUAAGGCACAGGUCUGACUCCGGCACCCAUGAGACCCUCUCUACGGACACCCAGAACAUCUGUGGUGAACCAGGAAGCCAACCUACUUGUCCCGCUGCUCACCUGGCCCCAAGCUCACGUGGCCCCAGCUCACCGCUUCCAUCAUCUCAUCUUCCCCCCAGCUCACCUGUUUCCCCUCACCGGCCUUCGCAGUCCCUGCAGCAUCAGCUCCUCAUGGACCCCAUUACCUCCCAGCUGGGCACCAGGAGCCAGUGGGUUUGUCUUGUGAGGCUGCUCAGUGAUGACCCAGAAUGGCUGAGGGCCAAGGUGAAGUUCUUCCUCCCCAACAUGGACCUGGACUCCAGGAACAAAACCUCAGACCCCAAAAAAAGGGUCUUGGAACAACUCACGGAGCUGCACGCCCAGGGUCCGGCCACCUGGCAGGCAUUCAUCCACUGUGUGUGCAUGGAGCGGGAGGUGCCUCUGGAGCUGGAGGUGCUGCUGCUGAGCACUUGGGGCCAUGAAGGAGAGGGGCUUCCCAGUCCUUUGGAAAUCGGUGAAGGAAGCGAACCUGAACCUCAGUUCCACCAUGGCCUCAAGCGGCCUCAUCAGAGCUGCGAGUCCUCCCCCCGCCCGAAGCAUUCCAGGAAGCAGCACCUAGAGUUGGUCAAGAAGUACCUGCAGCUGCUGAGGACUUCUGCACAACAGCGCUAUGGUGGCAAGCUCCCUGGGCCAGGACAGACCCUCCCCUUCCAGCAGGCCUACAUCCCCACGAUCCUGCAGUGGAGCCGGGCCACAGCACCCUUCAGCGCUCAGGAGGGGGCCACCGUGGGCAGCCCCAGGGCAGAAGAUGGCACUGAUGUGAGCAUCCAGGACCUGUUCAACUCCAGGACUGACAAGGGCCCGAGGGUGAUGGUGCUCCUAGGGAAGGCCGGCAUGGGCAAGACCACGCUCACCCGCUGGCUCUGCCAGCGGUGGGCUGAUGGCCAGCUGGACCGCUUCCAGGCCCUGUUCCUUUUCGAAUUCCGCCAGCUCAACCUGCUUACAAGUGUCCUGACGCUGCCUCAGCUCCUUUUCGAUGUGUACCUAAGCCCUGAGGCAGGCUCCGACGCCGUCUUCCAGUACCUGGAGGAGAAUGCCAGUGGAGUCCUGCUCAUCUUCGACGGGCUGGAGGAGGCUCUCCACCCCUGUUCCAGCAGGGACACUGCUGGCCCGGAGGCCUUGGGUCCAGCCCUCGCCCUCUUCUCUGGCCUGUGCCGCGGGACCCUCCUGCCGGGCUGCAGGAUCAUGGCCACCUCCCGCCCAGGGAAGCUGCCAGACUGCCUGCCCACGGAGGCAGCCACGAUCCACAUGUGGGGCUUUGACGGGCCGCGGGUGGAGGAGUACGUGGGCCGCUUCUUCAGCAACGAGCCGUUGCAGGAGGCGGCCCUAGCAGAGCUGCAGUUGAACGGGCGUCUCCGGAGGAUGUGUGCGGUGCCUGCCCUGUGCCGAGUCGCCUGCCUCUGCCUCCGCCACCUGCUCCCGGGCCUCUCUCCAGGCCAGUCUGCAGCCCUCCUGCCCACUGUGACCCAGAACUAUGUGCAGAUGGUACUCACCUUCGGCCCUCAUGGGCACCGGGCUGCCAGCUCCCUGAUGGGCCUCGGUGAGGUGGCCCUGGAGGCCCUGGAGACUAGGAAGGUCAUCUUCUCUACCGGAGACAUUCCUCCGCCCGUGAUGGCCUUCGGGGCUGCCCUCGGCCUGCUGACCUCCUUCCGGGUCUGCACAGGCCCUGGGCAGUGGAAGACAGGCUACGCCUUCACCCACCUCAGCCUGCAGGAGUUCUUCGCUGCCCUGCAUCUGAUGGUCAGCCCCAAGGUGGAUCGAGAGGCACUCGCCCGCCACGUCACCCUUAAUUCUCGCUGGGUGCUGCGGACCAAAGCUAGACUGGGUCUCUUAGACCACGUCCCCACAUUCCUGGCGGGUCUGGCAUCCUGCGCCUGCCGACCCUUCCUCAGCAGCCUGACGCAGCGGGGUGAGGCGUGGGUGGGCGCCAGGCAGGCCGCAGUCAUACAGGCAUUGAAGAAGCUGGCCACCCGCAGGCUCACGGGACCAAAGGUUAUAGAACUGUGUCACUGUGUGGGUGAGACACAGGAGCCUGAGCUGGCCAGCCUCAUGGCCCACAGCCUCCCCUAUCAGCUGCCCUUCCACAAUUUCCUGCUGACCUACACUGACCUGGCCGCCCUGACCAACAUCCUGGAGCACAGGGAUGCCCCUAUCCACCUGGCUUUUGAGGGCUGUCCCCUGGAGCCCUGCUGCCCUGAGGCCCUGGCAGGCUGUGGGCAGGUGGAGAAUCUCAGCUUUAAGAGCAGAAGGUGUGGGGACGCCUUUGCAGAAGCCCUCUCCAGGAGCCUGCCGACCAUGGGGAGCCUGAAGAAGCUGGGGUUAGCAGGAAGUAAGAUCACUGCCCAAGGCAUCCACCACCUGGUGCAGGCUUUGCCCCUCUGUCCACACCUGGAGGAGGUCAGCUUUCAGGACAACCAGCUCAAGGACCAGGAGGUGCUGAAAAUCGUGGAGGUCCUCGCUUCCCUGCCGAGGCUCCGGAAGCUUGACCUGAGCCAAAACAACAUCUCCAUGUCAACCCUACUGCGCUUGACAAAGGUGGCGGUCACGUGCACGGCCAUCACGAUGCUGCAAGUCGGGAAGACGGACCUCAUCAUCCUUCUCUCCCCGCCCACAGAGACAGCCACAGAGCUACGUGGAUCCCCAGACCUUCAGAAAAAUGUCAGCCAGAGGAAAGGGACUCAGAGCAGACGCCUGACGCUCAGGCUGCAGAACUGCCAGCUAACCAUCUAUGACGCGGAGGAGCUCAUAGCCCAGCUCCAGGAAGGCCCCUACCUGGACGAAGUAGACCUCUCAGGGAACGAGCUGGAGAACAGAGGCUGUCGGCGGGUGGCGGAGGCCAUCUCCCAGCUGCGCGUCGCCAGGAAGCUGGACCUCAGUGACAACGGGCUCACGGUGGCUGGAAUGCACGACAUGCUGAGCGUACUGAGCACAUGCCAGACCCUGGCAGACCUGCACAUCAGCCUCAAGGACAAAACUGUGGUCCUCACGUUCACCUCAGAGCUGGAGGGGCAGGAGGGGACCCGGGAAAGGGCUGCGGUUCCUGACGACUUAGUGCUCCCGAUGCCCUCAGCGCUGCCCCCGUGCUCCCUCCAAGUCAGGCUAACACACUGUGGUUUGCAAGCUGAGCACCUCGAGCCGCUCUGCACAGCGCUGAGAGGAAGCCGCAGCCUGGGCCACCUUGACUUAUCAGGCAAUGCUCUGGGGGACCCAGGUGUGGCCCAGCUGCUUCCGUGGCUCCCCAGGCUGGGCACUCUGCACUCCUUGAAUCUCAGUGAGAACGGCUUGUCCCUGGACACGGUAUGCAGUUUGGCCCAGUGCUUCUCUACUGUGCGGCGGUGGGUUCUCCAGCUGGACGUCAGCUUUGAGAGCCAACGUGUUAUCCUGAGAGGCGACAGAAGAGCCAGGAAUCUGUCGGUGGGCGGGCCUUCGCCAGAGUUCCCAGCUGGAGCCCGGUCCUCGGGGUUUCGUCAGCCCCGCACCCCCAGGAGCUUCUGCCUCAGGGAGUGCCAGCUGGAGCCCCUGAGCGUCGCCCGCCUCUGUGAGACUCUGGAGAAGUGCCCAGGGCCCCUGGAAGUCGAGUUGUCUUGCGUUGUGCUGAGCAACCAGAGCCUGGAGACCCUGCUAAGGCACUUGCCCCGCCUCCUGCAGCUGAGCACCCUGCAGCUGAGCCAGACGCCACUGUCCUUCGGGAGCCCCAUCCUGCUGGCUCGCCUCUUCUGCCUGUGCCCACGAGUUCAGAAGGUGGAUCUCAGGUCCUUGCAUGAGGUGACCCUGCACUUCAGGUCUCCUGAGGAGCAGAAAGGCGGGCGCUGCGGCAGGUUCAGGGGCUGCGGCCUCAGCCAGAAGCAUGUGGAGCCGCUGUGCACGUUGCUGGGGAAAUGUGAAGACCUCAGCCAGCUGGACCUCUCCGCCAACGUGCUGGGUGACGACGGGCUCCGGUGCCUCCUGAAACAGCUGCCUCAGUUGCCCAUCUCUGGUUCACUCAACCUGAGUGCCAACAGCAUGUCUCAGGAAAGCGCCCUGUGCCUGUUGGAGACCCUCCCCUCCUGCCCCCGUGUCCGCGAGGCCACUGUGAACCUGGGCUCUGAGCAGAGCUUCUGGAUUCACUUCUCCCGACAGGAGGAGACUGAGAAGACAUUGAGGCUGAGAGAAUGCAUCUUCAGACCAGAGCACAUGGCCAGGCUGGCCACUGGCCUGAGCCAGGCCCGUCAGCUGACGGAGCUCGCGCUGAUCCGGUGCUGCCUAAGCCUGGACGACCUGGCCAUCCUCCUGAGUCUGGUGAGGAGGCCAGCGGGAGUGCUCAGUCUGCUCAGUCUCAGGGUGGAGGAGCCGUGGAUAGGCAGAGUAGGGUUGCGCGCCCUGCUCCGCGUCUGCACCCAGGUCUCGGGCAGCAUCACCGAGAUCAGUGUCUCCGAGACCCAGCAGCAGCUCUGCGUCCAGCUGAGAUUUCCUCGGCAGGAGAACCCGGAGGCCGUGGCCCUCAGGUUGGCGCACUGUGACCUUGAGACCCACCACAGCCUCCUCACCCGGCAGCUGAUGGGAAUGUGCACGUGGCUGCAGCAGCUCAGCCUGUCCCAGGUGAACCUCUGCAAGGCCAGCUCCCAGCUGCUGCGAAGCUUCCUGUCCCUCUCAGAGCUGAAGAAAUUCCGGCUGACCUCCAGCUGUGUGAGCCCUGAGGGCCAGGCCUACCUGGCAUCUUGUCUGAGCCACUGUCAUCUCCUGGAAGAGCUAGACUUGUCUAACAACCAGCUGGGCGAGGAGGGCCCCUCGGUGCUGCAGGGGGCGCUUGAAGACAAGCGCCGGCUGAAGAGGCUUGACCUCAGCCACUUCCCGCUGGGCGACUCCACCCUGGCUGCGCUCACUCAAGCACUGAGCCGCAUGACCCUCCUGCAGAGCCUCUGCCUGAGUAGGAACGACAUUGGUGACACCGGCUGCUACCACCUUUCCAAGGCUCUCAGGGCUGCCACCAGCUUGGCGGAGCUGGGACUAAGCCACAACCAGAUCGGAGACACAGGUGCCCAGCACUUAGCCGCCAUCCUGCCCACGCUGCCUAGGCUCCGGAAGAUAGACCUCUCAGCGAAUGGCAUCGGCCCGGCUGGAGGAGUGCAGCUGGCAGAGUCCCUCGCUCUUUGCAAGCGCCUGGAGGAGCUGAUGCUUGGCUGCAACCCUCUGGGGGACUCCACGGCCGUGGGGCUGGCCCGGGGGCUGCCCCCACAACUGAGGAUCCUACACCUGCGGUCCAGCCGUCUGGGCCCCGCGGGGGUGCUGAGCCUGGGCCAGGCCCUGGAUAGAUGCCCACACUUGGAAGAGAUCAGCCUGGCGGAGAACAACCUGGCCGGACAGGUCCCGCAUCUCAGGCGGGGGCUCCCACUACUUAGGCAGAUAGACCUGGUUUCCUGUGAGAUUGACAACCAGGCUGCCAAGCCCCUCAUCGCCAGCUUCGUGCUCUGCCCGGCGCUGGAGGAGAUCUUGCUGUCCUGGAAUCUGCUCGGGGACGAGGCAGCUGCCGAACUGGCCCGGGUCCUGCCACGGAUGGACCGGCUGAAGAGCGUGGACCUGGAGAAGAAUCAGAUCACAGCAUACGGAGUCAGGCUCCUGGCUGAAGGGCUGGCGCAGGGCUCUGGCGUCCAAGUCAUCCGCCUCUGGAAUAACCACAUCCCGCCCGACGUGGCCCAGCGUCUGCAGAGCCACGAGCCCAGGCUGGACUUUGCUUUCUUCCCCAACAAGCCGCAGGCUCCUCGGGGUCCUUGAUGUGGCCGCCUGAAGAUCCUUUGAAUCCAGCCAAGUGAUCCAGCUUCCACCCGCCGGGACAGAGGGCUCGGGAGGAGCCUCAGCUGGGUGCCCCGGCGCCCGACCCCUGGAGGGAGGGACACGUUUGUCCUGCCACAGUAUUCAGGGAGGACUUUUUUGGGAACUAGGAGCCUACUGUGACUAGCAGGCUACCCCACAUCGCACAUGACAUGCAUGACCAGUACAGACAUGUGGCACAGCAAGGGUGUGCAUGAUGUGCAUGACACAGAAGGUCACAUGUGUCAGUUCCAUGUGACAUUACAUGGGACUUGCAGUGUGGCCCGUGGGUCAGUGUCAUGGAUCCUAGCACCACACAUGGCAGGACAUGUGACUGGUGGUCCGUGUAAGACACCUGACAAAUGUCCACGUCACAGCACAGGUGGCCGGCCAGAUGCCCUCAGGCUGGCCCAAGAUCUAAUUUAUUAUUUUUUUAAAAUCAAGUAUGUAUUUAUAGAUUGCAUUUCCAGAGCAGCUAAACCAGAGAGUAUCUCCCGCCCAGAACUGGGAUGGGGAAAGUGUCUGAACAAGGGCUGGCCCAGUAGCCCGACGGCCAGGCCUCCGGGCCAA
Molecule: messenger RNA, 6536 nt
Organism: Pteronotus mesoamericanus
Lineage: Eukaryota; Metazoa; Chordata; Mammalia; Chiroptera; Mormoopidae
Gene: NLRC5
Product: NLR family CARD domain containing 5
Exons: 49
Coding region: 75-5930 (1951 amino acids)
Biological process (GO): positive regulation of MHC class I biosynthetic process; positive regulation of transcription by RNA polymerase II; negative regulation of type I interferon-mediated signaling pathway
Cellular component (GO): nucleus
Molecular function (GO): protein binding
Source: RefSeq, a predicted model, not a curated record